CUUUCCACUGACCCGCUUAGACAUCUGUUUUUCUUUCAGCAGGCGUCCCUGAGCCGUAUCGUGGCUUUCCCCUCCCACUGCGUUCGCUGCCCUCGAUCCUGGCGUCAUACCAUCGAACACCUUUGCAUCAUCGAUCGCUACCAAACGGCCUUUUCCCCAGCGUGUUCCGCAUUCUCGCCAGUGCAUGGGACACUUCGACUGGAGAUCUAAUUCCCUCACUAGCUGCAACAUGCUCAUCUCCUAAUGGUCGCAAUCGUCGCCUUACUUCCUGUCCGGUCCCUACCUCGUACCUUCGCGCCGCGUGACUGCCGCAGGUGAACUCUUAACCGCCGCCCGUCCUACAGCUCGGGACUAUAUAUAACAUUGAACUCUCCUCCGAACCUACAGUGGAAUAAACCCCGAACCUAUCCACUAUGGCCCCCAAAACAGAACACCCCCCGGCGCAGUCGUCCCCUUCUAGUUCCUCCUCCACCGAUACCGAUACCCCAGAUGCCUCGAUCGACCCAUCUUCGCUCCCGCAGGCCGUCAAGGCCAGAAAGACCGAAUACACCCGCCAACAGUCGAUCCGAAUCAAGGUCGGCACCUGGAACGUGGCUGCCAUCUCCGGCACCGAAGAGGACAUUGGAAAGUGGUUUGUGCAACGGAAGGGGGUAUGUGAAGAAAUCUCCGGACUGCGGGUCUCCGACCUGCAGGAUAGUGGCGUCCUGAAAGAGCGUGUGCUCAACAACGAGGACGCACUUCCGGAAUUCGCGCCGGAAAAGAUCGGCCUCUACGUUCUCGGGUUGCAGGAGAUCGUGGACGUCUCGUCGCCCGCGGAGGCCUUGAGGCCCUACGUCGAUCCGGCACCGUCGAACCGGUGGAAAGCGGCGGCUCAGAAGGCUCUCCCGCCGGGGUACCAGCUGGUGGCGGAGACUCAGCUCGUGGGUCUGCUGCAGUUGAUCUAUGCUGCGCCUUUCCUGGUCGACCAGGUGUCGUCUGUUAGCUGUGUCAGCGUGGGUACCGGCCUGCUGGGGUACAUGGGCAACAAGGGGGCUGUUGCGACUCGACUGAUGCUCGGCGAAACUACAUGCCUGGCCUUUGUGAACUGCCACUUGGCGGCUGGUUCCGAUAAAAACAGUUUGGAGCGGCGGAACUGGGACGCCUCGCAGAUUAUCUCUCGGGCCAAGUUUGAUCCCAUCGACCCCAAUAUAGCGCUCCGAGAUGAGCCUACAGAGAGCAUCGGGAAGGAGGACUUUGCUUUCUGGUUUGGGGACCUCAAUUAUCGGCUGGAGGACAUCCCAGGGGACGAUGUGCGCCGCGUCCUGGCCCGACAUACGAUCAACGAGUACGACAAUGGGCACCCGUUUCAGCGUGACGUCCAAGAUAGUACCGCAUCUCCGCAGAUUAAAGCUGCGGGGCCGACAGAUACAAACAGUCACCCCCCAAUGGUUUCGGACGAGACUGCCGACCCUCACACCGAUCCAGCGUCUCUCCUAACCACUAUAUCGUCACUACUACCACACGACCAGCUUCUCCUGCAGCAGGAAAAGAAGAAGGCUUUUCACGAGGGCUGGCGCGAGGGCUCGAUCACUUUCCUCCCCACAUAUAAAUACGACGUGGGGAGUGUUGGCAGGUUUGAUUCUAGUGAGAAAAACCGAGGGCCCAGCUGGUGUGAUCGUAUCCUCUACCGGUCUCGCCAGGAUAAGCUCCGGUAUGAGAGACUGGCGGAAGAGGCCGCAGAGGCCAGGAAGCGCGACGAGGAUAUGAAAGCUAGGGGUCUGGACAAGGCUGUCGCUGACGACAGCGUGUUGUUCGACUACGACCCGGACGUCGACGGGGCGGACAGCGACGAAUACGAUCCGGAUAAAGAUAGCGACGACGAGGCCUCCUUGGAUUCCGACCCGGGUGCCGACGAGUCACUGCGGCUUGAAUACUACGUAUCGCACCAAGGAAUCCUUUCCUCCGACCACAAGCCUCUAGCCGCCGGAUUUACCUUGACACUAGAAACUGUGGACCCCCAGUUGAAAGCCAAGGUGCACCAGGAAGUGGUCCGGGAGCUGGACAAGGUGGAGAAUGAGUCCCGACCAGGACUCACUGUCGUGGUGGAUCAUCACGGCAAUCAGCCGACAAGCGGAGACCCCAACGCCGUGAACUUCGGCGAUGUGCCUUUUGACGUGCCCGUCACUCGAUCACUGACGGUUGCCAACACCAGCGGCGUGCCUGCAACCUUCACGCUGGAGAAGCCAGAACAAGACGUAUCGAAUCGGUUGCCCUCCUGGCUGGACUACCGGAUUGAUCCGCCUCACCGUCCUGAUUCAGAGCCAGACCCGAAGCAGAAGCCCUCACAUGAAUGCACUCUGCAUCCCGGGGAACUUGCCAACGUUGAGAUCACAGCAUAUGUUCGGGACAUUGAACUAACCCGUCUUCUGAAUGGUGGACAAUUGAGCCUGGAAGAAAUUCUUGUCCUCCGAGUGACCAAUGGUCGAGACCAUUUCAUCUCCGCGUAUGGCAAAUGGCUCCCCACGUGCUUUGGCCGCUCUUUAGAAGAACUCACCAUCAUGCCCGAGGCCGGUGCCAGAAACGUGACACCCGCUAAAGCACCAGCAGACCACCCGACCGCCCCCGGUGUGCCUCUAUCGGCCCCUCGGGAGCUAUUCCGACUGACUGAAGCCAUCUCCGAGAUGACCGAACGCGCCACUGCCGAGUGGAGCAUGACCAGGCCCGAGUCCGAGGGAGAAGACACGCCGCCCUGGAUCAAAGAGCCCUUCGGGUUCGGCUGGCCUUUCGAGCCCGAAACCUGGACCCUCCGAGACAAGGACGAGCGAUCCCACCUCCUCGCCUCCGUCCGCGAAGCCCUCGACACCAACAAAGACUUCGCCUCCAUCUUCGCCCCCGAAAUCUCCUCUCUCCACCGCCUCGAAAUCCUCAGCGAGACCCUCCUCGUCUUCCUCCAAUCCCUCAAAGACGGCAUCGUUACCGCCGCUGUCUGGCAAGACCUCGACCAGCAACUCCUCGCCCGCGAGAAGUCCAAGUCCCCCCCUCUCUCCUGGGAAGACGCCCAAGCCUGGGUCCUCGAAAGCCUCGCAUUCUCGCCCGCUCACAGCGUCUCUUUCACCUUCGUCACUUUCAUGCUCGCCCGCAUCGCCAACGAAAUCGCCCCCGCUUCCUCCAUCCCCGCCCGCGGCCCAUCCACCAUCCUCUCCCCCUCCUCCAACCCCUCCUCCUCCUCCAACCCCCCUACCGACUCCACCAACACCCCCCAGAAACCCUCCGACGACCCGCCCCCGUCAUCCUUCAUCUCGGGAAACAGUCUCCGUCGCCGAACCCGUACCUUCGCCUCCUCCAUCUCCUCCUCCAGCAACAGCAACAGCACCAGCACAGGCACGUCCGCCCCUCCCCCCAUCAACCCCAUGGCCAUCCGUCGCCAUGCCGUCGAAACCGCGCUCUCCGGCGUCUUCGCCUCCGUGCUCAUCUCGCCCGACGUCCCCGUUCCCUCGAAGGAUAAGGAGCGUCGCGCCUUAGAUGAUCGGAAGCGCAGCAUCGUGGAGCCGUUUUUGAAGACCAUUGGCGUGGAUAAUUUGGGGCCGUCGGGGGGUGUUUCUUGAUUUAUUCCUUCUUAUAUUUUUUUAUAUAUAUUGGGUUGUGGCGUGUUGUGGUCUGUUGGUGUGGGUGGCUUGUAUAGUUGUAUAGCUGUAUAGUGGUUUUGUUUGUUAGGGGAAUGGGAGGGGAGAGAGUAAUUAGAUUGAUUGAUUGCUGAUUGUUAGUAGAUAGAGGGGGUUUGGCCUGCUCUUGUAUUUAUUAGUGUUAGUGUUAUAUUUCGUCUUUGUGUGAUGCGAUGUGAUGUCGAGUGAGUUGAGUGCAGGGGAGUGAGAGGAAGUGAGUGAUUAAGGUUGGUUGUUAGCAGUGGCUGUUGGCUGGAUUAUGGACUACUAUCAUGAUGUAUUGUAGCCUGGUUGUGUUAUAUAUAUAUAAAAAAAAGGCUAUCUGCUCC
Messenger RNA from Aspergillus heteromorphus CBS 117.55, 3970 nucleotides. Its product is annotated as phosphatase family protein. Gene Ontology annotation, biological process: phosphatidylinositol dephosphorylation. Gene Ontology annotation, molecular function: phosphatidylinositol-4,5-bisphosphate 5-phosphatase activity. The record is from RefSeq and is a predicted model, not a curated record. NCBI's taxonomy places the organism in Eukaryota, Fungi, Ascomycota, Eurotiomycetes, Eurotiales, Aspergillaceae. Bases 414 to 3584 code for a protein of 1056 amino acids. The transcript has a single exon.